GUCUCUUUUUGGAAAUGCAAGAUAGGGAAAAGAAAUUUAUAUCUUCGAAUGAAAGGGGUACAACCCGGUUUCCAAACUCUAUCCAGUCUCAUACUUUUUCUAUCCAUGCACCACCCUUCGAUCCCACGGCCUCUUUAGGGCUAGAAAUGCCCUCUGAAGUGCAUGGAAACACAAACUGGGGUUAUCAAGCCCCUUACAUGAUGGGAUAUCACUCUCUUAAGACAACGGCACCGUACACCGGUACUAUGGGUCACUUUCGAACUCCCACUAUUCCCAGUACACGGUUUGAUCCAAGGAAAGAGAAUACUGAAAAAGAAGGAUUAUCAGUUUAUGCUAAGCCUUGGCGACCUUUCUCCGAAGGUGUCGUUGAUGCCAUUACAGUAGACGAUAAGGUUAUCGAUUUUGCUCCGCCAUCAUUUUUAAAGGUACAACUAGGUGGAGCAGAGGUUUCUGCUCCGGCCCCCAUUAUUUCAAAAGAAGUAGCUGACAACAUUUUUGUUCACGUAACAACAGUAAUACCCAGAGCCAAUUUAUCAACCGAGUUCAAGCUUUUAUAUUAUCUAUGUGGCCGCUGCCCUUUAAGGUCUUUGUUUGGAAGGCUUUCCUCUCGGAAAGCUGAUGUGAGUCUGCGCAACAUUGCACCAGAUAUUCCUCCACUGUGCAUUGCGCAUUUAAUGGAGCAGCUUAUAAAAAUCAAGGUAGCUGCCAUCUAUUACAACGAAGCAGAUAGUUCGCAGUAUGAUGUAUGGUUCGAUAAACCGAACGUUUCUUCUCAUGUUGUUGAAGUGAUUAAUGAGCGCCUUUGGACAAGUCCUAUGUUUCAUGGGUUUGCGGUUCUUCUUAAAGGUGAGGAAUCAAAAACUUUUCUGAAGAAUUAUCUGGAUGAAUUAAAAAAAUCUGAACAAAGUAAAAAAUGCCCAUAUCCGCUCUCAUUUGUUGAAGUAAAGGAGCACUAGCUAUUUUUUCAUGCUCAUUGUCGAAUAAGUAAUCCACUGUUUUUUUUUGGGAGUAUUGUGCUUUAGUUAUCUUUUAUUGAAAGUUGUUUUUCUUCUACGAAAAACUUUUAAUUUUUUUUCCAAUUAUACCUAUUGAUCCAAAGACAAAAUUGGCUUCAUUUUCCUAUUUUUUGAAAUUCUUUUGCUCAACCUAGUCUUAGUGAAUAUUAUAUGACUCCGUCAUUUUCAUUUUAAAUAGUCGCCUUUUGUCUUAUAAACACUCACCUACAUACACACAUACAUACACGCCUAAAUGCAUAUACAUGACGAAGUUUAUUUUAUCCUUACAUGAAUUAUUAUCAAAAUUAGGAGUUGAGUGAAUUACUUCUGCACUCUUCAAAUGCGUACUUCUUAGCUUUUUUCCAUAUGCUACCUUUGCCUGAAUCCAGUUAUCGAGGCUCAUCGAUGCAGAGCCAUCUAGAGGGGAUCGUUUCUCGUGGAGGAACUUCAUGUUCUCCUUUUCCAAAUUUGUAUCAACUCCUUUUAUUACACAGUGGGAUUUUGAUUAUUUUUUUGAUGAGAUUUUGAUCACUAAGAAACAUAAAAAAUUGUUGAUUAGCGUUUUAUGUUAGUCAUUAAAAAUAAAAAUUUGAAUUUUUCUUUAAUUGCUUUCCUUUCAUGGGGAAAAGUUUUAAUAUUUUGCUUAUACUUAUUAAUAGUAUUUAACAUCUUGGCUAGCUUGUCAAUUAUAUCCAUCUUUUUAAGGCACGACCUAGAACUUGUCUUUUUUGUCGUUUUGCACACCCUAAUUCUGGUGGUUCUAGCAUACCAAUAAAGUUAUCAACAUCACCGGCCACGAUAACAUUGCUUAGGGAUUAAAAAUUGUGUUUCAGUCGUUGCAAGGUAUGCUAAAUUUUAUUUUCUAAAGCUGAAUCAGCCCAAGUAACAGUAUUUUUCUCCUAACCGCUGCUACAGAGAAGGUUUAUGCUCCUUUCUUAUUUAAGAAAUUUGGGAGCAGUAAUUAUAGCAAAAAGUGAAAUGUGUACCUUUAAGAAUUAGCUUUAUAACUGAUUCACGAGAAAGAAGCGCGUUUCUUUGACAACAGAACAGUUUUUUUUUACUUCGGUUGCCUAAAUCUGAGGGGUAAGUUUCUUUCAAAGUAGAUUUAGCAGAGGAGUUAAUAGAAAGAAAAUGAUGAUACUUGCUUGCACUUACAUAUUUAUCCCAUUAUUAUGGGCAAAGAGUUGCAGAUUCUCUUUCAUCUUGUUGAUAGAAUAGAAAAAGUGAAAUUACUAGCAGUUCCGGAUAGUAUUUAUAUCAAGCAAAUUGACGGCAGAAUAUGCAAAUUUAGCAAUUUCUUUUUUUUUGUUGUUCUGCUUUUACGCACUAAUAUGCCAUUUUCAUCGACUACUGUAUUCAAUGAAACCAUUUUUUUUUUUUUUGAAAGCUUUUGAUACGAUACUUUUGUCAUAGCUUAGACUACUACUAGCGAAUGUGUCAUUUUUUUCAACUCAUUGGUAUUAAUUUUGACCGUUCCCACUGAUUAAGCUACAAUCCUCAAUAUCGAUAACUACUUUACAUGAGAGGUUAUUUGACUUAGAGUUUCGUUCUUAGAAUACUCCUCUGAGCGUUUAUGGCCUUCUACUUUUGGUGGUAUGUUACUCAUUGAGGAAUACUCCACACAAUUUAACAAGAAGAAUAAAAGUUUAGAAUUAUGAUGACUAGAAACGAAUACGUCUCAUUUUGUGUCCAAAGGCAGCUCACAAGCAAGUCUUUCGUAAAGAUAGCGUUGACUAAGGAGUUUCAUUUACCUAGUAAAAACAGGAUAGUUUCUCCAAUGAAUGGUGAAGCUUCGUUGUGAAAUUUCCUUCUUGAAUAUCGUGAGUGAUGCUCGGUAAUGCGCCUUGCGUUGAAGCAUUUGUAGUAUUUACUUAAGUCAGUCUCAAUGAACAUAUUAAACUGCCGAUGGGUGUGUGUGGUCAUGCCGACUCCAUAUAAUUCUUUUGUUAAAGGUCAGGAUCACUUAGACCGAGACUGAUAAAAAGCUACUAGAAUAAUUUAACAAGUCAUCAGUAUUUUUUUUGUUAACAAUGUGAUCUAUGCUCAACUCCACACUGGCAAGUAAUGAAGCAACCGAAAGCAUUGCUCAGCUACUUGAUUCAGAACAUUGCGCAAUUGGUGUUAAACAAAUGCGUCAUCCUAUAGUCGUGUGCUUAAUGUUUUUUAAAUAUAUCAUUUUCUUCAAUAUUUUCCGUAAUGUUAAUGUCUAUGUGUGGUUUGUUCUCAUGUCUAGCACCCCUUGCGUUCCUUUCAUUCGUAUGGGGCAUAGUAUUGGAGCAUCUAAAUCAAGGCGAACCGUCGUCUUGUGUAACUCAUUUAAUGCCUAAUACUUUUCAUUCUUACGCAUCUAUGUUUUUACAGAAACAUUGUGUCUCGCAUGGUUCGCGUACUGCAAAGGUAGUUGUCUUUGAUUUAUUAGUUCUAGUCAACAUUUCAUGAUAAACUGAGCAUACAAGUUGUCUUUUUAGGCAUUUCCCUCAGCCCUACUUUCUUCUAUUUCUGCUAUACAUCUUAUUCUAUAUGGAUUUAGAUCUACCUUUAUCAUUAGAAGGUUAGUUUCGCUGGUUUCCUAUUUCUUGAGACACUUGAAGGAGAUAUGUACGAUGAUGGAGAACUCAGAACGGCUCUAGACUAUCUUUGUUCUACUUGGGUGAAGAUAUAGAGCCAUCUUUUCUUGCUGGAAAGCCUUUUGUGCUUUUUUGUUUAGUUACGCUCACUUCAUCACCCUGCAACACGGUGAGGAGGAUAAGCUUUCACAGAAUGAGAUCAUCUACACUCUCACUCUGUAAGUGCAGCUCCUGAGAGGUAUCGAGCAUAUAAGCAAGUUAAUGAUCUGAGUGAAAAUCAUGUUUAAUUAAUAAAUA
This is a messenger RNA of Phytomonas sp. EM1, 3859 nucleotides long. The record is from the annotation of a GenBank genome assembly. NCBI's taxonomy places the organism in Eukaryota, Euglenozoa, Kinetoplastea, Trypanosomatida, Trypanosomatidae.